AUGACGUGGAGUUAGUGAUCCGCGAUGGCCUGAAAUUUGAAUGGACAACUCCAGGUUAUCCCAAUGACUACGGGGAUGGCACCAACAUGACACUCACCGUCAGGUUUCCCGAAAAACAAUCGCUAUACAUUGCUACUAUGAUUUUCAAUGGCCCGGCCCGCAUUGCAGGGGACACUUGUGAAUACGACUACCUACUAUACACCUCCCGUGGCAAAGAGCUGCGAUACUGCUCGGAUUUCAGCAACACGACGAUAAUAGAGCCGGAAUUUAAUGGUUCUUCGAGAAACUUCACGCUGCAGUUCGUGUCCUCGGCCGCAGACAAUGCUACGGACAUUGGCUUUAACAUGACUCUGUCGGCAUUCGACGUUUCCAUAAAGCCGUUCCCUGAUGCAAAAUACUAAAGCAAGACGAUAAAUAUCGGAUAUCGUACUGCUAAUAAUAUUGGAAAGAUUUAGAGGAUUAUGGGGAUGAUUAACAUAGAUUAUUAUUAUUAGUAGUAAUAUUAUUACGAUUACUAUUAUUAUAGUGAUAGCAAUAAUAAUAAUAAUUAUUAUUGCCGUUAAUGUUAUUCAUUAUUAU
Penaeus vannamei (Pacific white shrimp) is the source of this 579-nucleotide messenger RNA. RefSeq lists its product as uncharacterized. Lineage: Eukaryota; Metazoa; Arthropoda; Malacostraca; Decapoda; Penaeidae. The record is from RefSeq and is a predicted model, not a curated record.